Molecule: messenger RNA, 4895 nt
Organism: Podarcis lilfordi (Lilford's wall lizard)
Lineage: Eukaryota; Metazoa; Chordata; Lepidosauria; Squamata; Lacertidae
Source: the annotation of a GenBank genome assembly
CCUCCGGCGGCCGCUCCGGGACGCGGCGGCGGCCACGUCUGAAAGCGGCUCAUUGUCUGUCUGCGGAGCGGCGGCACCUGGAGCGACCCGGCGAGGGCAGCAAGCCAGUCAGCCAGCGGGUCUCAGCCCCCAGGCCCCGCCUGCCCCCUGUUUUCCAAAUCCCCCACGUCUCCGAGGAAAGCGCUGGUGAGUCUUGGCCGAGGUGAGGAGCCGAAACGGGGCAGCCGCGGGGACUCCGGCCCAGGACGGCAGCUGGGGGUUCUGCCUCCCCCACCGGGUUCUCCCGGGGGCAGCAGCAGAGUCCCUCGGCUUGGCCAGCUGCCCCCGCCCGCCCGCCCUCGCUCUCCUCCACUUCCACUCAUCUCGUGCGGGACCGGAGAGUCAGGCCCGCGCGGCGUCGAGGGCUUCGAGGUCUGUGCGCCGCCGGACUUGGAGGCGCGGCAGGCGUAACUCAGAGAACGAAAGAAGCCGCGACGGCCUUGGAGCGCGUGCAGAGUGCGCCCUUAUCCAAGCAGCGUCCUCUUGGCGGACGCUGGCUGAAGCCCUGGCGCAUCUCAAGCAGCCGCCCUUAAGCUCUCGGGUCGGGAGAAACGUGCAUCGCUCUGGGCUUCCUCCUGCAACUGCCUGCCUCGCUGCUUGGCGGUGGAUGGCUCACUUUGGCACAGCUCCGGGGUCUCUUCCUCCUCCUGGCACUGUUUGCAGUUGGUAUCUUUUUGCACAGGCUCUGCUUGGAAGUUGACUCUGAGUGGGUCAUAUGUCACGGGAGAAGUUAUGCUUUACUUGAGUUUGUUUUUAGGGGGGGGAGUGAUGGUUACUUGCAUUUUCUGCACAGAUUGUGCAAAUGAACUAGAACUGUACCCUAUACUCUGCCUUGAGUUCCUUGGAAUAAAGGUGGGAUAGAGCUAUGGACAACAAAUAAAUACUUAAAAAACAGAUUUGUCCAUCUCUGUAUCUAAUGGUCAGGGGUCCCUUUACCUUUACAUUUACUUGCCAAUCAGAAGGUUAUCCCCGUGAUGGGGUGAGCUCCCGUUGCUCGGUCCCUGCUCCUGCCAACCUAGUAGUUCAAAAGCACAAAGUGCAAGUAGAUAAAUAGGAACUGCUCCGGCGUUUCCAUGCGCUGCUCUGGUUUUGCCAGAAACGGCUUAGUUAUGCUGACCACAUGACCCGGAAGCUGUACACCGGCUCCCUCGGCCAGUAAAGCGAGAUGAGCUCCGCAACUCCAGAGUCGUCCGUGACUGGACCUAAUGGUCAGGGGUCCUUUUACCUUUGCCUUUUUACUCAUUUAGUAUAACUACUUCAAAGCUAAAGGAGACGAGGCUGACCUUUAGCUCUUGUCCCCUCCCCACAGCAUCUCCAAAAUUAGGCUGAGAAAGACCCCUGUUAGUAAACUGGUGAACCUCUAUGGAGACCAACCUUUGCCAGUCUGGUGGUGCCUUCCAGAUGUUUUGAACUACAAGUCUUUCACCUUGCCUAUGCUGGCUGGGGCUGAUGGGAGCUGCUGCAGUCCACUAGUCCCUGCACACUUUCCCCUGCAGAUUAGAAGACAAGACACAUCUAACUGUUUCAAAAGAUAACUUGAGAUUUUCAGAAUGCUAAAUUGAGCUUUGGGUCUUGCAUUCUGUCCUUCCACACACAGCAGAAUACAAUCAAUGUGGAAUAAAGACUGCCUCCAUUGCCCUGUUUCCCCCCCACCUGAACAGCAGUGUGUUUGUUCCAAACUCUUUUGUACUCUCUGAGCAUCACUAUUGUCUCAUCCUCCAGCCUGCUGUUUUUCAUGGCUCUCACUGACAUGCAUAUCUGAACUGGUUAGUCGUUUCCGGGCAUUAUCAAUACAAUAUGUAUGGCAACCCAGGCUGUUACUUGUUUGCAUGCAAGGUCCUUGUGUGUCAUCGUCAUCCUACUGAAAACUGAACAGCUCCCCCUCUCUUUUUCCUCCAGUUGUGCUCUGCUUCAGCCAGAAUGGUGAGGAUCCGAAUAUCCAGCACUACAGUUGCAAUCUUCCUUGUGAUUCAGACAGGAUUUCUACUGUUUUUGUGUGUUCAGCAUGGUGGCUUUAUGUCUCAGUCUGAAGAGAAACCACCCCAGGUGCACAUUCUCAUCCUCUCCUCCUGGAGGUCAGGGUCUUCCUUUGUCGGGCAGCUCUUCAGCCAACACCCUGAUGUCUUCUACUUGAUGGAGCCAGCCUGGCACGUGUGGGUAACCAUGUACCAAAACAGCGCCAAGGUCUUGCACAUGGCAGUGCGGGACCUCAUCCGGUCAGUCUUCAAGUGUGACAUGUCAGUCUUCGAUGCCUACCUGCCAUGGAAGAGAAAUGUGUCAGAUCUUUUCCAGUGGGCAGUGAGUCGUGCCCUGUGCACAGAUCCUGUUUGUGAAUUUUUCCACCGCACUGAUAUCACCAGCGAAAGUGCCUGCAAGGCUGUCUGUGGGAAGUCCCCCUUCAGCAAAGUGGAAGAGGCCUGCAAGAGCUAUAGCCACGUUGUCCUGAAGGAAGUCCGGAUCUUUGACCUCAAGGUGCUUUAUCCUCUCCUCACUGACCCCUCCCUGAACCUCAAAGUCAUCCACCUCGUCCGUGACCCCAGAGCUGUUGUGAAAUCCCGGGAGCAAUCAGCAAAAGCUCUUGCCCGUGACAAUGGGAUUGUCUUGAGCAUGAAUGGCACAAAAGUGGAAGAUGGCCAGUACAAAGUCCUGCAGGAGAUCUGUAGAAGCCACGUUCAGAUUUAUGAAACAGCAACCCUGAAACCUCCAAGUUUUCUGAAAGAUCGUUACUUGAUGAUCCGGUUUGAAGAUCUUGUACGAGAUCCUUUAGUGGAAAUUACAGCAAUGUAUAAAUUUUCAGGUCUUCAGCUGACCAGCAAACUUGAAAACUGGAUCUAUAAUAUCACCCAUGGACAAGGGCCAAGUAGGAAGAGGGAGGCCUUCCAAAUCACUUCCCGAGAUGCAGUCAAUGUCUCCCAGGCAUGGAGGACUGUUCUUUCGUUUCAGAAGGUCAAGCAAGUGCAAGAGGUUUGCAAGGGUGCCUUAAAUAUACUCGGAUACCAACUUGUAGAUUCUGAGAAAGAACAGAAAGAUUUGUCAUUCAAUUUAGUGUUGCCACAUCGAAAAAGUCAAUUCAGCUGGGCAUCCUUUAGUGAAAAUUAGGGGAAGUAUGACUAUCUGUAAUCUCUUCCCCCCCACCCCAGGUAACUGGAAAAUAUUUAUUUUGAUUGCUGAAUUCUGUGCUUCUAGUUAUCAUCCUUUUGCCAUUUACAUAAACUAGAGCAAAUGGAAUAAAGGGGUGAUAUGUAGUUCGCAGAAAUAUAUCCUAUUGGAUCAGUCAUUGUACCACACUGUCCUGCUAUAUUUGUAGGUAUCAGGAAUGCCUUUUUUUAUUUAAUAACAAUGUAGAACUUCCAGAAACUGCAUUAUAUUUGACAUAACUCUUCAAUACAAAAUACUUUCCCUUUGCUUCUGAGAAAAGGGCAAGAAAGUAACUAUGGUAUUCUGGGUUCUGCAUUAUUUUUUAAACAAAAUAUGUUCACAUGCUGGGCUGUCAAAUUACUGAUAAAUGAGCUUUGGUCUUCUUUGCUCAUGUUAGCUAACCCUCUGAAUAGCCACCUUGUUUAGGGUGGAGGAGUUGAAAGAAAGCCCAAUGUUGCUGUUCAAAUGAACCAUUUGGCUGCUGUCUGCUCUGGUGACAGACAAUGGGCUGGUCCCUAAAAUCAUUAUAUAUGUGUUAUAUAUACGUGUGGGAGAAAUCUCUGUAUGCAGCACUGAAUGCUCACUUCUAAUGAAGGCCAUCACUGAACAUGUAAUCUUUUGUGCUUCAUAGCUGCUAAAAAAAUAGCGGGGAGAAAAGGAGGAUUCUGCUAGAGAUACACAGAAGAAACUUGGGGCUUAUUCUCUUCUUUCUCUUCAAACUUAAAAUACUGCCAUUGGAUUGGACAGAUGACUAUGCAAAGACUAUGCAAAUUGGACAGAUGACUAUGCAAAGAUUGUUCAAUGCUUCUUAAUGUGGCUGCCAUAUGCAGGUACUUUGGAAUAUUUCUCCAGAGGCACUUGCUGGUUGCUUUCUUUCUAACUUUGGCUGGGGUCCUAGCAUCUGGUUGUAAUGUCAUUGAGCUGACCAUGGGCCUCAGAUAUUUCCCCAGAAGGAGAGAACCUGCACCUAUUGGAGAUUUCCUUCCCCAUGAAUGGAGUUCCUCAGCCAAAGGCACCCUUCACUGUGCAGAGCCUGUACUCUUAAUCCAGAAUCCAAAUUGCAGAGAUGUGGGAAUGGGUCCCACCAUCCAGGAUCCAGAAGUGUUUGGGGGGAAGAGCAGUGGAUAGUUUCUCAAAAGUGGAGUGCUGGGAAUCAGUUCUGCCUCUGGAAGCCCCCGCUCCCCACAACAAGUCAUGAUUUGGAAGCUGUACAGCUGAACCACAGGCUGGGAUGGGGGUUGGGGGUGUGUGGGGAAGGUUGUGUUGGGAGGGGGAGUAAUCUUUUCCCCUCACACAUUUAUUCUGCCAUUAGAAUGGGCUCUGGGGCUCCCUUCCAGUUCAGGUUUGCGUUGGGGCUGAAUCCCACUGCUUUGUACCUUUGUAUGUUAAUAAAAGUUCUAUUUCCAUAUGUCUGUGGUGAAUUCUCACUUAGAGAACCAUUUGCUAAUCAGGUUUCCAUGAGGAAGGCCAAGUAGAUGUGACCCCCUUAAAUGGGGGGGGGGGGGUUCCCAGACUGAAUGGAGGGGGGAUGCUUCUCAAAUCAUAGAUACUGCAGAGAUAAAUGAUUAACACUCUGGUAAUAUUUGAAUGUGGGGCAUCCAACACAAUCUAUAGCAGUUUCAGAAGACACGGGGAAUUCCAUCACACACUAAUCAAUUCUCCUGUGGAACUGUUUGCCACUGAAUGUUGUAUAUAUAAAUUCAAUAAAUGAUGAUGAU